GCUUGGAGACUUCGCACCACCCAAAGCGGCCUCGAGGACAAACACCAAGAAACGCACACACCCUUCUCUUCCUCCCCAUUGCGUGAUUUCGUCGCUUGCGUGCGCAUUUGCACCGGGUCCAAUCCAUCCCCGCGCAGUAGCUGCCCCUGAUCUUGCGACCCGCUGCCCGGCGCAGAUCGGCGGGCCCUCGGAAGGCUCGCGCUCUGAGAAGGUGGUGAUCACUCCUGCAUCAAGAAGUGUAUUUCUGCUCGGGCGCUAAGUGCACUGUGACCUUUACAAGCAAUCUUGUGUUCUCAUGGCUCAGUCUCAUGGGAUGAUGAGUAGGAAACCUCCAGGUUUUCGGUUAUUUGGAGGUGCCAAUUCGCUAAGAACAUACCAGACACUAGUCCUGGUCCUCACAUUCUUUGCAUACACUUGCUUUCAUAUGGCCCGGAAGAUCACAAGCAUUGUUAAGAGUGCACUUGAUCCCCAGACAAAGGUUGGGUUUUCUCACUGGGGACGAUUGCACACACGCAACACUCUUAACAUUGGUUGGUUGCCAUUUAACACUGUUGAUGGAUCAGCAUUGCUUGGUGAGAUUGAUGUUGCAUUCCUUGCUGUGUAUUCUAUCGGGAUGUUCUUCGCGGGACAUCUUGGUGACCGCAUGGAUUUAAGGAUCUUCUUGACAAUUGGCAUGCUUGGGACUGCCGUAUUCACUACCCUCUUUGGUGCUGGAUAUUGGCUGAAUAUCCACAGCUUCUACUAUUUCUUGGUUAUUCAGAUGAUUUCUGGUCUGUUUCAAUCUAUUGGAUGGCCUUCAGUAGUUGCAGUUGUUGGAAACUGGUUUGGGAAGAGCAAGAGGGGGCUAAUCAUGGGAAUAUGGAAUGCACAUACUUCUAUCGGGAACAUAGCCGGUUCAUUGCUUGCUGCAUUCCUGCUGAAGUUUGGCUGGGGAUGGUCAUUUGCCAUCCCUAGCCUUAUCAUGGCUUUUGUUGGGUUGAUAGUAUUUAUUUUCUUGCCGGUUAAUCCUGAAGUAAUGGAAAUAGGCAUUGACGGUGGGGAAAUAAACUGUGAGAAGGAUACUGUGAAGGAGCCCCUUUUGGAACCAGGCCAAGAAGUGAAACAUCAGGCAGUAGGUUUCUUAGAGGCGUGGAGGAUUCCUGGAGUUGCACCAUUUGCUCUUUGCCUCUUCUUCUCCAAAUUGGUUGCAUAUACCUUCUUGUAUUGGUUACCAUUCUACAUCACCCAUACACCUAUUGGCAGUGAGUACCUCUCCGAUGCUAUGGCUGGCAGCUUAUCAACAGUCUUUGAUGUUGGUGGCGUGUUGGGAGGAGUGAUUGCCGGUCACAUCUCCGAUCGCUUAAAUGCACGAGCAGUCACAGCAGCUAGCUUCAUGUAUUGUGCGAUACCUGCCCUAUUCUUGUACCGCACAUAUGGAAGCAUGUCGAUAAUGUGGAACAUUUGCCUCAUGUUCAUCACUGGCAUGUUUGUGAAUGGCCCUUAUGCCCUGAUCACAACUGCAGUGUCAGCUGACCUUGGCACCCAUAGCUCAUUGAACGGCAAUUCUCGAGCUCUGGCCACUGUGACAGCAAUCAUUGACGGGACAGGGUCUGUUGGUGCUGCCAUCGGGCCGUUGCUGACUGGAUACAUCUCAUCUCAGAGCUGGAGUGCUGUGUUCACAAUGUUGAUGGCAGCAGCUCUGCUUGCUGGGCUCCUCUUGACACAGCUUGUAUGCGCCGAGCUAAGAGGAAAGAUGGCCCCCAAUGUGAGCAAGAACGCCACUGAUGCACAAGGUAGCUACUCAGAUGAAGUGUAAGUGCAAUCUGGUUGUGCUUGAGAUAGGUUGAUGCACUAUGGAUUAGAGUUCUGUAGUUCCAGAAAGUGCCUGGCAAGAAGUUGCAGUUCCCGCUUCUCACCACCUUUCUUAAUCACUUCUGAUCUGAGACCGAAAAAAAAGGCAAAGAGAUGUAGCUGCUGAGUGACUUGCUCAGUGCAGCUUCAGAUAGUAUUUUUCUUCUCUUCAAGUAUAGAGGCAGCAGAAGAUAGAAGUGUGUGCUUAGAUUAGUUUUCAGCUUUAGAAGAUAGAGAUGAAUACACCUUAAAAGUUGCAGAGCCCAAGGCUCUUUUUAGGCGCCUUGUAAAUAUAUUGGGCCUGUGUUGGUUGCAUUACUAGAUAUGUAAAGCUUGUAUGUUAUUGUUGUUUUGAUUAGUGUAGAUAAAAGGGAACUCCCUUCGUACAAGAUGAUACUGGAUUGGCCGACUCUGCAUUUGCUGGGAAUGUUGGCCUCCUUUGUUACAUGUAAACAGUAUGCGGAGGAAAUUACGAAAUUUUUUAAUUGAGGUUUCAGGAAA
Molecule: messenger RNA, 2331 nt
Organism: Phragmites australis (common reed)
Lineage: Eukaryota; Viridiplantae; Streptophyta; Magnoliopsida; Poales; Poaceae
Product: putative glycerol-3-phosphate transporter 1
Exons: 3
Coding region: 296-1795 (499 amino acids)
Biological process (GO): transmembrane transport; phosphate ion homeostasis
Cellular component (GO): membrane
Molecular function (GO): transmembrane transporter activity
Source: RefSeq, a predicted model, not a curated record